UCUUGAUCAUGUGAUUUGGCGUCGCGUUUCGGUGAUGUAAUACGGUAAUAAUAUAAAUCGUAAGCGUAGACGCGCCCUUUUCAUGGCAAUCCCUGUCCAUUUAUGGAUCACCAUUGCUUUCGAUGUUGAAUGACUCCACAUAUCCUGGUUCUUUCCCUUAAUAUAUAAUUCCAUCAUCACCUAGCUUCGCAUAAUACCCAAAUACAUAUAUAGUUCCAACUUACAAAGGCUCUCAUUCCCACAUAAUACUUAAAACAAUGGCUGUCGGAUUAAAACGCAAGCGCGCCGACGAAGUCGCAGGCACCGAGAUCCCAUCACCACCAAAAAGAACCAAAUCCACAUAUCCCCGUACCCGACCGGACAAAUCAUCAGUGCCCGUGCCGGAAGACAUGGAACCACAACUCCAGCGCAUCGCAGCAUCAAACCGCACACCUUUCGAAAAGAAAGUAUGGAGUCUACUUUGUCAGAUACCGCGGGGUUCGGUAUCGACGUACGGUCUUAUGUCAGCACAUCUAGGCUCAUCCCCACGAGCAGUUGGGAAUGCGCUCCGGCGGAACCCGUUUGCGCCUGAGGUCCCGUGUCACCGUGUCGUGGCGACGGGAGGUACGUUGGGUGGUUUUAAGGGCAAGUGGCCGAAGGAUGGCGAGGGUAUUACGCUGGAUGAGAAGCGCAAGUUAUUACGUGGGGAGGGGGUUAAGAUAGAUGAGAAGGGGAAAGUAUCGGGGACACCGUGGGCAGGAUUUGUGUAGCUGUGUUGAGGAAUUGAGAUGAAAGGAGUUGUGAGGUAAGUCUUCCUGGCUCAUAAUCAAAGACUCGGCAAAUGCAGUUCAGAUCGAGGCUCAUUCUCAACGAAUAGGAAAUAAUUCAUGUCUGUCUACGUGCGGCUGGGAAAAUAUUGGCGCCAUUUCGGCAAGACUAGUGU
Messenger RNA from Hypoxylon trugodes, 922 nucleotides. RefSeq names its product methylated-DNA--cysteine S-met. The transcript has 2 exons. Lineage: Eukaryota; Fungi; Ascomycota; Sordariomycetes; Xylariales; Hypoxylaceae. Gene Ontology annotation, molecular function: methylated-DNA-[protein]-cysteine S-methyltransferase activity. Gene Ontology annotation, biological process: DNA repair. The record is from RefSeq and is a predicted model, not a curated record. Bases 258 to 749 code for a protein of 163 amino acids.